Gorilla gorilla gorilla (western lowland gorilla) is the source of this 1175-nucleotide messenger RNA. RefSeq names its product marginal zone B and B1 cell specific protein (gene MZB1). The coding region runs from base 199 to 978 and encodes 259 amino acids. Lineage: Eukaryota; Metazoa; Chordata; Mammalia; Primates; Hominidae. The record is from RefSeq and is a predicted model, not a curated record. Gene Ontology annotation, cellular component: extracellular region; endoplasmic reticulum chaperone complex. The transcript is spliced from 4 exons. Gene Ontology annotation, biological process: regulation of B cell proliferation.
CAGUCUCAUUUCUCAGAAAGGUCAAUGAAACAAAAAAAGAUGAUGGCAGCCAACCAACUCUUCCCACAAGGCACUCAGCACAGUGCCUGCCACUUGGCCAGAUCACAGGAUGUGGGCAGUAUCGGCCCCUAUGUGUUCCUGCCUAGGCCCAGCCCCUCUCCUUGCCUCAUCGCUCCCUAUCUGUGAAAUGGAGCUGAGAUGGCUGGAGCCAGGGUCCAGCUAGAGGACAAUGCCCACGUGGCAUCUUCGGGGCCCUGGAGGAGGGAGUGGGAGGAGGAUGGGAGGGGUGAGGUGUCAGUUCCCCAUUGGUCUAGGCCAGGUGUCCUGUGGCGGUCCCCACACCACACAAGCACACACACAUCUGCACCUCAACCACAGACUACACUUGCUGAACUGGCUCCUGGGGCCAUGAGGCUGUCACUGCCACUGCUGCUGCUGCUGCUGGGAGCCUGGGCCAUCCCAGGGGGCCUCGGGGACAGGGCGCCACUCACAGCCACAGCCCCACAACUGGAUGAUGAGGAGAUGUACUCAGCCCACAUGCCCGCUCACCUGCGCUGUGAUGCCUGCAGAGCUGUGGCUUACCAGAUGUGGCAAAAUCUGGCAAAGGCAGAGACCAAACUUCAUACCCCAAACUCUGGGGGGCGGCGGGAGCUGAGCGAGUCGGUCUACACGGAUGUCCUGGACCGGAGCUGCUCCCGGAACUGGCAGGACUACGGAGUUCGAGAAGUGGACCAAGUGAAACGUCUCACAGGCCCAGGACUUAGCGAGGGGCCAGAGCCAAGCAUCAGCGUGAUGGUCACAGGGGGCCCCUGGCCUACCAGGCUCUCCAGGACGUGUUUGCACUACUUGGGGGAGUUUGGAGAAGACCAGAUCUAUGAAGCCCACCAACAAGGCCGAGGGGCUCUGGAGGCAUUGCUAUGUGGGGGACCCCAGGGGGCCUGCUCAGAGAAGGUGUCAGCCACAAGAGAAGAGCUCUAGUCCUGGACUCUACCCUCCUCUGAAAGAAGCUGGGGCUUGCUCUGACGGUCUCCACUCCCGUCUGCAGGCAGCCAGGAGGGCAGGAAGACCUUGCUCUGUGCUGCCAUCCUGCCUCCCUCCUCCAGCCUCAGGGCACUCGGGCCUGGGUGGGAGUCAACGCCUUCCCCUCUGGACUCAAAUAAAACCCAGUGACCUCA